Molecule: messenger RNA, 3149 nt
Organism: Photinus pyralis (common eastern firefly)
Lineage: Eukaryota; Metazoa; Arthropoda; Insecta; Coleoptera; Lampyridae
Exons: 3
Coding region: 1366-2295 (309 amino acids)
Biological process (GO): DNA recombination; DNA integration
Molecular function (GO): DNA binding
Source: RefSeq, a predicted model, not a curated record
ACUAAGUAGUUCGCCUCGCUCGAACUCCAGCCACGAGUUUAAAAGUACUUAUAUAAUUUAAAAAGAAAAACUUUUUACCCCCAAUUACCCUAAACGGUCUCCGCCACUGUCGUGAUGUCAGUCCCCGUUAGGAAUGAGUAUCUAACCUCAUUCGUCUCCUCGUGCUCGCCGCGUUUAGAUCCUUUGUUCUUUAAUCUACAGGUUUUUUCUUUCAAUUGAAAAUGGGAAAGUCUAAGAGACGACGUUCUCGUAGCAGGGGUAGUGAUACUGAGCCUCUUAAGGCCGGAAAUUUAUUGAAACGGUUGCACCGUUUGGAAAGAAAAUUGGCGAACUACCAACACAAAGGCAGACGAGAACAUUCUCACUCUCCGGGCGACGCUUCACGUCCCUCGUCAAGCAGGCGCUCCCGAUCUAGAUCUCGACGAUGUUUUCCGGAUCAUCAACCUCGAGAUAAGUUUGCUUCAUUAAGUAAAACAGAUCAGACAUAUUCGUUGAGGAUGACGAGCAUUUCACCAGCUUCUAGUCGUUCACGCUCGCCUAGCUGUUAUCCUAGAAUGCGCAUUAGCUCUCCCUCUUCAGGCGAGAGAGUUUUGCACUCGCCAGAGGCAGGUCGUCAUCACGACCCUAUGUCUCCACCAAAAGUGCCUGUAGGUGAGCCUUCUGUAGAUUUAAACUUGUUAGAGGGAGUGACUACUAGAUCAAACGUUGACGAUAUUCGGGAUGAUGGAAGUGUUCUGGUUUUACAAGACGACCUCUCUUUAGAGGAUCUAUCCGAAAUCGCAGUCACAGCCCAGACGUUGGAACCAUAUUAUUGCCAAUGGUCUGGCAAAGGACAGUGUUGAAGUCCUCAAGAAGCAAUAUUCCAACCCUGAUAACUGUGUGCAUCUUCUCCCGCCCAAGUUGAACCCAGAGAUUGCAGCCAUUCUUCUUAAUGAUAGGUUGGCUCGGGAUUCGUUUAAUGCCGAAAUUCAUUCUGAAAUAGCCACAGCUCUCUGUGCAAUGGGCAAGUCCAUGACACUGCUCCUUAACUCUACAGAUGUUUCGAGAGAAUUUCGGAAUCAGCUCUUAUCUCCGUUGGGGGAUUCUAGUAGAGUUCUGCUUAUCACAGCCUUUUGGGAAGGGGAGAGGCACUACAUUCAGAAAGACUUCCACUACCACUCGUGGUAUCUCUAGAGCAGAAUCUCGGUCUUUAAACCGUUACGGCCCGGUUCGUCCCAGGGGACAAGCGAAACCAUCUCGAGGCCACCCGUCCCAGAGACAGGGAAAGUACAGGCGCUAGAGAACCUUCAGCAGUCCAUCACCUCACCCGUUGGCGGACAAGCUCUCUUUGUUGGCAGCCAGACUAUCAGGGAGGCGUUCAAGUUGAUGUCCUUACCGAAUAACGUUGUGGAAACUAUCCUUAAGUCACUGUCCGAAGCAACUGUCAAACAAUAUGGAGCAACGUACAAACGCUGGUUACCUUUCUGUGCAGAUAGGGGGGUGAAUCCGUAUGAGGGCACACCUUCUUUAGUGAUGAGUUUUUUACAACAUCUUUUUGAUACGGAAGAAAAUGCCUACGGAACAUUUAAUUCUCAUCGCUCAGCACUAUCGCUGAUCACGUCAACAGAUUUGUCGAGUCAUCCAGUCUUAUGCAGAUUUUUAAAGGGUAUAGCAAAACUUCGACCGUCAAGACCCAGAUACAAUGUAGUGUGGGACCCACAAGUAGUUUUAGCGUACUUGGAGCGGCUCGCAAUGGAUUCGUUAAAAGCAUUGUCCGAGAAGCUAAUAACUCUUUUAGCACUUACAACUGCUCACCGAAUACAAACUUUUUCGUUAAUUCGAAUAGAGAAUAUUAUAGAAUCGGGAAACGGAUUUCAAAUUUUGAUUGAAGAUAAGAUCAAGACAUCAGGGAUAGGUAGAACCCAACCGUGUCUACACCUUCCAUACUUUACAGAAAACCCAAAGCUUUGUGUCGCUACAGCUCUAAAACAAUAUUUGACUGCUACCAAGGGAAGGCGCACGUCAGUUAGAGACUUCCUAUUUUUAACCUAUAAGAAACCGUACCGCACUGCAAGCAAGCAGUCCCUUAGUAGAUGGGUGAAGGAUACGUUGGAAGAAGCAGGUAUAGAUACGAGAAUCUUUAAGGCUCACUCCACUCGCCAUGCUUCGACAUCUAAAGCCUUUGAUUUAGGUGUACCAUUAGAAGUAAUUCGGCAAACAGCGGGGUGGUCAACAAACUCGAAAACCUUCUGUCAGUUUUAUAACAGACCUAUUUCUCAGGUUGGCACACUAUCAAAAGCCAUAUUAUCAUUAUAAUGUAUAUAUAAUACAUCUUCUAUUAUAGAGAAUAACACUUAUGUUAGUCAGAUGUUGACAUUAUGUGGAUAUUUCAUUUAAGAUUAUUGUUUCACCAUAGCUUUUAGUUUUCUUUUUUGAAUUAUAUGAUAGUGAUAGUACCCUUCGACUGUUAUUUGUUUUUUAUCUGGGUUCAUGUGGAAAACCACUGUCUCUAAACAUCUACUUAGUAUUCUAUAAAUGUCUUCGGAUUGGAUGUCGAAUUAUAAUUACACGAUCAAACGAACUCACCUGUGAAGUUCGAUCGUAAUUAUAUGAGACAUCCAAUCCGAAGACAUUCAAACCCACCCCCCCACUCCUGUCGUUUUCCAGCACAUUUUCGAAGGGUUUACCAGUUGAUUUAUCUUUGAACUAAAUGAGGUUAGAUACUCAUUCCUAACGGGGACUGACAUCACGACAGUGGCGGAGACCGUUUAGGGUAAUUGGGGGUAAAAAGUUUUUCUUUUUAAAUUAUAUAAGUACUUUUAAACUCGUGGCUGGAGUUCGAGCGAGGCGAACUACUUAGUAUUCUAUAAAUGUCUUCGGAUUGGAUGUCUCAUAUAAUUACGAUCGAACUUCACAGGUGAGUUCGUUUGAUCGUGUAAUUUUGAAUGUGGUAGCUGUACUUACUUUUCUUCUUAAUCCACUUUCUUCCUACCUCGCUUUGCACAUAAUCUUCGGGCUUUUCAAUACCUUGCUCUAAAUGAGUAUCCUUGUGAAUAUCAUUAAAAGCAUUUUCUUCCUCUACAAUUUGUAUGCUUUGCUCUACAUGGUCUGCCUAUAAAAAGUGAACUAAAUCAAAUUUUGUAUUAACAGAAUAACGUAAAUACCAAUUC